Molecule: messenger RNA, 1209 nt
Organism: Colletotrichum fioriniae
Lineage: Eukaryota; Fungi; Ascomycota; Sordariomycetes; Glomerellales; Glomerellaceae
Gene: DEP2
Product: FAD-dependent monooxygenase dep2
Molecular function (GO): FAD binding
Source: RefSeq, a predicted model, not a curated record
AUGGCCACGUGCGAUGUGAUGGGCGUAUACGAGAAAGCACGCGUUGAGGAGAUUAUUGAAGAAAACUCCAAGACUCGCGUCAUCCUGGCGGAUGGGCGUGAAUUCGUUGGAGACGUAGUGGUUGGCGCAGACGGUGUUCAUUCCAAGGUUCGCGAAAUCAUGUGGGAUAAGGCAAACGCGGCCAAUCCCGGAAUGAUUACAGUUGAAGAGAAGCGAGCAAUGGUAACCCAGUACAAUGCCAUCGUCAUGGCAUCGUCUCCCGUACCUGGUCUGGGUUCCCACGACAUGGAAGUCACCUCAAAUGACAAGUUCUCUUUCCUGCUCCUGUGCCAGCCGGAGUGGAUAUCAAUCAUUGUACACAACAAGUUGCCCAAGGAACAGCACUGCACCUGGCCCACACGUCGGCGAUACACCGAAUCUGAUAUGGAGGCUCUGGUCAGCAAGAUCUCAGAGUAUCCUGUCACGGAAACCGUUGUCUUUGGAGAGUUGUGGAAGAGGCGCCUCAAGGCUCAAAUGAUUUCGCUCGAGGAAGGCGUGCUGGAGAACUGGUUCUUUGGGAGGAUUGUCUUGGCUGGAGAUGCUGUCCAUAAGGUUACUCCAAACUCGGCUCUCGGCGGCAAUACAGCAAUGGAAGACGCCGUCACACUCGCAAACACGAUCCACGCCCUUCUCGGCACGCAUUCCAAUAAAAAACCGAGUGAUGUUGAGCUGCGCGAUGCGAUGCGAGACAAGUAUCAAAACACUCGCGUCGACCGUGCGCGGGCCAUCGUGAAGGUCGGGGGUGAUCUCACCAGGCAACAGGCUUAUGACGGUUGGAAGGCCUACUUCGUGCAGCGAUGGCUGACGCCCAUCGUGGGCCUUGAUACUCUUGCGAAGAACAUUGCUGGAUUGUGUGUUACGGCGCCAAAGCUUACGUAUGUGGACUUUGACGAGAAGAGGGGGAUUUUAGGGUGGCAGGAUACACUGUCUGCUAUAAAGGAGAGGGAAGUUCGAGGAGAAGAUGAAAGACUCAAGAGUGGACCUUCGUGGGGUGACUUGAACGGGGGCUUUGAGUCUGUCUUCCCGCAGGUGCUAGCAAUUUUAGUUGCUUUGUGGUUGGCUAUUUGCGUCUUUCACAUUGUCUUCUCUAGACAGUCGAUACCUGGUUUUGGCAGGGAAAUAUGGCAAACCGUGGGAAAGGAGAAUGACACUUUCGGAGUUGCAGUAUGA